Molecule: messenger RNA, 1333 nt
Organism: Aphis gossypii (cotton aphid)
Lineage: Eukaryota; Metazoa; Arthropoda; Insecta; Hemiptera; Aphididae
Product: methylsterol monooxygenase 1-like
Exons: 6
Coding region: 199-1197 (332 amino acids)
Biological process (GO): sterol biosynthetic process
Molecular function (GO): C-4 methylsterol oxidase activity; iron ion binding
Source: RefSeq, a predicted model, not a curated record
ACGUUCGUUUUAUCCUAGGUAGUAGGUACUCGAUAAAAAAUUAAAAAAAAAAAUACCUGAUAACUUGUAAUUACAAUAACGACUCAGGUACUAUAGUGCUUCUACGCUAAUAGUAUUAUAUUGUAUCACACUGUAACGCUACGACGAGAAUAUUUUUUCUUACGGCCGUUCCAGUGCAGUUUGCAACCAUCCGCCGACAUGAUCGUUUUGGCGCUGAUCGCCGCCGCCUUCAUGAACGGCGAUUGGCUGACGGUGGUGGCGCACACGCAAAAGUACUUCGACGAAGGACAUCAACAGUUGCACUACCGACCACAGCUGUCGUGCACUUCGUUUUACGAUGAAUUCAAAGUGCAAGUAUUCUGGGCCAUGGCCAUCGGAUACGGUAUAUACUUUGGCUUUUGCGGGUACUUAGAAUGGAAAUACUAUGUGAAGAAACGCGGCAAGGAGGCACAGUGGAAAUGUCAACCGAAUCGUCACCUGCCCAGACACCUGUUCUGGGAUCAGAUAAAAUGGGGCUGUAUAGGUCUGGUGGUGACGAACGCGGUGUCCGCGGCGGUAGCUACACACGUCAAGUGCGGUGGUUUCAGUAAAGUUUACAUUGCAUUCGGCCAGUAUCCGUGGUGGUGGUGGAUACUCCAGUGGCCAGUGAUAUUCUUUCAGCAGGAUUACGUGACUUAUUGGAUUCACCGGUCCUUUCAUUCAAAGUUUUUGUUCAAACACUUUCACAGCGUCCACCAUAGGUACUUUCAGCCUACUCCGUGGUCGGUGACCGCCAUACAUCCGGUGGAAUUGAUUGUCGUGCAACUGGCCAUGGUCACGCCAAUAUUUAUUUAUCCCGUGCAUUGGUUUCCGUUUUAUGCAUUGGCUCUUUACACGUACUAUCACGGAAUCGUGCAACACUCUGGAGUUGCUCUCAAGGCCCAAUGGUGGCAGCCCUGGCAACCGGAUUGCAUGUUCCACGACAACCACCAUCAGUACUGUCACGUCAAUUAUGGAUUUAAUUGUUUUAUGUGGGAUAAGAUCCACGGAUCCAUGAGAAAGAUCGAUCGUUGUUACAGCGAGCACACGGAUUCUUGGGGUUCCGGUCGACCAUUGGCGGACUUGUCAAGCAAAGAACGGUACCGAGAAAUCCAGGAGAGGAUCGCCGAAAAUCCAAUAGCUUACCGCGAACAAUUUAACCCGUACUUGUUGCAAUAACACAUCGAUGGCGACAUCUAAAAAUAAGUAAUAACUGUAAAGACUUGCACGAUUUUUGGAUAUGAUUUGAGUUGACCUCUCAUCUUUGUAUGUAUGUAUAAUGUAUUAAUGUAAAUAUAUACAGACUAGAAAAAUA